This is a messenger RNA of Trichomycterus rosablanca, 5019 nucleotides long. RefSeq names its product PWWP domain containing 2A (gene pwwp2a). Gene Ontology annotation, molecular function: chromatin binding. NCBI's taxonomy places the organism in Eukaryota, Metazoa, Chordata, Actinopteri, Siluriformes, Trichomycteridae. Gene Ontology annotation, cellular component: chromocenter; nucleus. The record is from RefSeq and is a predicted model, not a curated record. Bases 156 to 3077 code for a protein of 973 amino acids. The transcript has 2 exons.
UUUCAAGCGGAUCGCUUUAAACGACAACAGCUAUAGCCAAUCAAAUACUGCUUUGCGCCGACUCAGCCAAUCUCGAGUGAGCGUAUUUCGUCAUGGGCGGGCUCUCGGCUUAUCAGUAGGAGAGGGCCAAGUAGUAGUAGCAAAGCGGAAAGAAAAUGGCGGCCGUGGCUGCGGAGCCAGGAGCUGCUGCUGCUGGUGCAUCAACAACCGCAGCGGGGGACGGGCUGGUGUACGCAGCAGAGCCCGGCGAGCAUGUGGCCGACUUAGAGCCCGAGCCCACGGCGGUGUUCGCUCCAGAAAUGGAGGUUUGUGGACAGCAGGCAGAGAGUGCGGAUGCAGCUGAGGAAUGCAGCCAGGUCCAAGUGGAGAUGAGCAGGCCGGAGGUCCGAGUCGCGGGAAAACCGGAGUGUGUCCAAACUCAGGAUGGACCCACGGACACGGACACGGCCACGGCCACGGCGGACGAGCACAUGCUCACGGACUCUACACAGACACACACCGAGGCCGCGGAGGAGCGCUUAAAAGAGCCGUUUUCUUUUAACCAGGUCAGUCCGCAUGAAUCCGGCUCCAGUGUCCGCUUUUUACCGCCUAGUACCGGGUCAGACCCUGCAGCACCCGCCGCCGAGGAACCCGACACCGGGUUGUACCUCACUGAACCGACUCCCGAGCCGAGCCACGACAAUCUCGAAUCGGUUCCUGAACUAGAGCGGGACCUCUUGGUUUCGAGCCCGCGAUCAAACUCAGAGCCAGAGGCUGCAACCAUUGCACCAGAUUCUAUAUUUAAUCCGCCCGUGGAUGCUUUCCACGAGUCCUCGGAUCCUCCUGAAUCAGAGGUCUCGCUCGGUGAAUCGGUUGCACAAAGUUGCACGAGUGACUCUUCAAAGGACUCCGAACCAGCCGAGCCGCUCACCUCGUCGGAACCGGAGGAUACACACGUGCAUGCACAUGGCUCUAGGUUGACCGAUGGACUUGCAGACACACAGAUAUCCGAGCAGAAAGUACAGCAAGGUUGUGCAGAACCUGCAGACAGUCAGCUCGAACCGAUUCACGGACUCGUACCCGGCUCCGAAGUCCGAGUCUCACUGGAUCACAUCAUCGACGAUGCACUCGUUGUGUCGUUUCAUUUAGGAGAAAAGAUCUUCUCCGGCGUGCUCAUGGACGUUUCCAAAAGGUUUGGUCCUUAUGGAAUUCCAAUAACUGUGUUUCCCAAGAGAGAAUACAAAGACAAACCAGAAUCUAUGCAGCUUAAGGCAGAACCAUUCCAGUCUGAAAAGGGUAUCAUUCAAGAAACUCCUGAUGUCCUUUCUAAGGAUGUUGCGCAGGGCUCCUCGGAGGCCCAAGCCAAUCCUAAGCCUGAGCCCAACCCUUGGACCUCAAAACCACCCCCUUUGUUUCAGGAGGGAGCUGCUUACCCACCUCCGCUGUUCAUCAGGGACACCUACAGCCAGUCUUUACCUCAGCCUCCACCUCGCAAGAUUAAACGGCCGAAGCGCAGGCUUUACAGAGAGGAGCCCACCUCUAUUAUGAACGCCAUUAAGCUUCGACCAAGACAAGUGCUCUGUGAUAAAUGCAAAGAGGCUGUGGUACAAGGGGAUAAGCGAGAGACACGCAGAGGCCCUAUUUCAGACUGCCAGAGGGACGAUGCAAAGCGCCGGCGCAAUAACAGUGCAGCUACGACUGCUGGGAAGCGGCCACGCAGUGAUGCACGCUCAGAGGACAGGAGUCGCAGUGUUGAUGCGCCCAAGCGGCAAACUGCAGCAAUACGGGUCACUUCUUCCUCAACCUCGACAGCUCUGGGCCAAGUGAAGGGAGCGGCUGCAGGGAAUCGAAUAAUAAAAGGUGUAUCGAGCACAGCGUUGUCCUCAGCCAACAGUAGCUCACGAGUCCAGCUCAAUGCCAAGAAAGUGCUGCAGAGCAAAAACGUUGAUCACUCAAAGGCACGUGAAGUGCUGAAAAUGGCCAAAGCUCAGAAGAGACAGAGGGAGACCGUCGGCGGCAGCAGCGGUAACAACAAGGGCAGAACGAGGGCCACAGCUCUUCAGGAGGCACACCAGAAGGUCCACCACACCCGACGACUGCAGCAGAUCAGUGUGGGUGGUCCAACUUUGUCCAAUCCGCUGCCACCCAGGAUGCGCAUCAAACCUCAAAGGUACCGUAAUGAAGAAAAUGAUUCUUCCUCAUGUAAACCACCUUGCUUGGAAAAAGUGGUGGGAGGGGGGCGUUUAGCGCUGCCCAAGCUAGCCACAUCACGUAGCUCCUCCACACGCUCCUCCUAUUCUUCCUCCUGCCCUGCAGGACAGGCCACCGCCAGUGCAGAAUCUCAGGGGCCAGAUACAGCUCUGGAACCCCAAUUGAGGCAGCCACGACCCAAACCCCAGUUGCAACCCCAAACAGCCCCGGAACAAAGCAACUCCCAGCCUGAGCCAGAGGAACAGGAAGGGCAAGAAAUGAGUGGGAGCAAGGCUGGGAACCUAGUAGUCUACAUGACCCUUAAUCCCAGCCAGCUUGACUCCUCUAGCACAUCCAUGUGCAGUCUGGAUAGUGCGGAUGACUUAAAGUCAUCAAACUCAGAGUGUAGCUCAACUGAAACCCUUGACUUCCCCCCUCCUGGUGAUUUUCGAUCGGCAACUGCCCCUGGCACAUCUUCCACUUUUGCCUCUGCUUCUCCCACAGCUCCCAAGCAGGAAAAAAAGCGCAGUAAAUCCCUUAAAGCUGCAGUUUUUUCCAAAAAUGUCUCAAAGUGUGUUGCUCUGAAUGGCAGUACCAUUUGCGUAGGGGAUAUUGUGUGGGCCAAAAUCCUUGGCUUUCCUUGGUGGCCGGCCCGGAUCCUAACCAUCACAAUCAGCCGCAAAGAUAAUGGGCUCUUAGUAAGGCAGGAGGCACGUGUCUCCUGGUUCGGGUCGCCUACCACUUCCUUCCUGGCUAUUACUCAGCUUUCCCCCUUUCUAGAAAACUUCCAGUCUCGCUUUGACAAGAAGAGAAAGGGGCUGUACCGUAAAGCCAUUACUGAGGCUGCCAAGGCGGCCAAACAGCUCACUCCAGAGGUUCGCGCCUUGCUUACGCAAUUUGAGACGUGAGUCUGUGUGCCUUCGAAAGGUAGGCAAGGCUGCCACCCGCUUUUGCCCCGCAUCCUUCCAGAAAAGCUCUCCAACCUUUACCAUACCCAGCCACUUCGCAGAGACAAACCCAAAAAAACGUCAGGCCAGUCAUCCAGGACUCCGGGGAGCUAAAUGGUGUUGAAAGUUUAAAAUGCUGGAUAAUGAUGAUGAUAGGAAAGUGUUGUCUUCAUUUAAGUGAAGUUGGGAUUUUCUUAUGUGUAAUUUUUCUUGAGCCCAUAUGCCACAUAGAAUCUUUAGUUUUUUUCACUGAUGUUUUUAAUCAGUGCAUUGCUGUAUUAUGAUGCCAGGAUGAUCACACCCUCCCAGCUAUAAAAAGGGGUAAAUUUGUAUUACUCCCAAUUUUUUUAAUCUUUAUUUAAUUAGACUUGUUUUUAGACAUAAAAGCUGGAAUUUGGAACCCUUCUUUCAGGGAUGUGUAAAUAUUGGACCAGGUUAUGACCUCUUAGAGGCAUCUUUAUUAUUUUAGUUUGCAUCUACAUGCACAUAUGGAAAGGGCUGUGUGUGUUUUGAUGGCAACAAUGCGGUAAAACCACUUCGCUAGAUCCCUUAUUUUAAAACUCUAGAAAGACACACAAAAGGUUCCUGGUGGGUACAAAGUCUCUUACUCAGGUAGAUGAUGAGACCUGGUUGGUGCUGCUCCUCCUUUCUAAUCAGUCGUAAUUCAAUGCUGGAUCUCAGCCCUCCGCUCCAAGGAGGCCAGCUGAGGCUUUGCAGGCAUGUUUAGUUGAGGUUCUGAUGGAGGUGUCUACAAGCCAAAGUCAUCUCAAGUGCCAGUGAAAGGAGUGAGCAGAGGCCCUGUUCAUGUCUUAGUCAGAGCUGCCAGCUGAAGUGAGCAUGUGAUUCCCUCCCCUUCCAGCUACAUCUGCUUCGUUUACCUUUUGUCCAUUGUCACUUCAAACUUUUCUCUUGUCUCUCUCAAAGUCUUUAGCCAUGUCUUCGUCUUCCACUUUUUUAUGUAUCUGGUUCAACUCGAAAUUUUCUUUCUUAGCUAAAAUAUCAUUUCUCCUUGUUUUUGCGGAAAACCUUUAUUUUAAACUAUUAGAAUAAGAAGCAUCUUAUUUGAGGUUGUUGUUUAUCCGAUGUUUUGAAUCUGAAGACACUUUCUUGUUAAUCCAUCAGCAUUAAAAGAAGACUGUUAAUACUGUCUUGCUGAGAGCACUAAACACAAGACAGCAGUUCUACUUUUGUUCAACCACAAUUGAGUUAGUAUUUCUAGUUAAUUCAGUAGUUCAGUGAUUUCUCUAAUUCUAGUGUUUGUCUCUCGGCUGUCUAAGCCAAGAAAUGCAUUUUAAUGUGAUUAUUUGUUGUGCCUAAACUUUAUUUUGUGUCAUUUCACUUCUUGGAUCAUAGGGCUGAUGAUCUGGAAUACACGGUUGUAUAUACAGUAUUUAAAAUGUAUUUUACCAGAGGGAUAGGUUGGAGAAUGACGAGCAUUUCAUAACUGAAAACAAAUGUUUUUAAGUUUGUAUGAAGCAAGUGAGAGUUGUGUUAAGAGAAACAUGUGUAAUCGUUCUGUAACCAUGGCUGUCCUUCACUUGCAUACCAGUUUAGCAUUCAGAACUGUUUUUCCCUACCUGAGAAAAAAUAUAUACUGUAAGAUAUCCUGGUCUUUACAACUACGCUAGUCACUUGAGCAGAGAUCAGGGGCUUGAGAUAAAAACACUUUGCUUGGUAGACCACACUGACUGACAAACAACAAAACAGAGCAAAUGGUAUUUAUUUUGGUGGUUGGCUUUGUUUCAUUUCAGUCUUUUAUUUUGUACGUUUAUGAUUUCUAUCUGUUUGCAGGUCAGAGAAUGCUGUAAAACCAUUGGAAAAAAAAUACAAUGGAAAAUAUUGUGUACAUGUUUUCUGAUGUUUUAAGAGUAUAUAAAUAAAAUUGUGAACUUCAAAAAUUUUA